AUGCGGUCGGCUCUUGUGGCCUCGGUCCUCUUCCUGGCCGCCCAUUUGCCUACGACAGCUGCCUAUGACGAAGUUUACAACGGAUGUUACUCCAGCUCAGAACCCCUAGUCGACCAAGGAAGCUAUACAUAUCAAAGUAACGGAUACUGCCAGAAGCAGUGCUUGAAGGAAAACUACGCUGUGUUUGCGCUUCACAACAAACAAGACUGUUUCUGCGGCAAUAAACUACCGGCUUCGUCGGACAAAGUGUCAGAUGAUAAAUGUAAUCUGUCGUGCGCUGGCUGGCCCACGGUCAUGUGUGGUGGUGCAAGCACAUACUCGGUUUAUCUCACAGGUAUCGAGGAUGACGUCGAGAACUAUUCUUCCUCGAGCACCUCAUCCAGCAAAGGCACCGAGGGAACGUCGACCUCGACAACACAAACACCCACAGUCCAUGCCGUUACCAGUGGCGGACAGACGGUCUAUGUAACAGAAGCUGCUGCCACCCACGCCGCCCCCAGCGCUACCGAAUCAGCCAAGGCGAAGAGCUCGAGUGCGAACACUGCGGCGAUUGCGGCCGGUGUGGUGAUCGGAGUCGUCGGACUUUGUGCACUCAUUGGUGCUGGUUUCUUCCUGUGGCGGUUCAAGAAUCGUAAGUCGGUAGACGCGCAAUAUCGUCGUAGCGUUGGCGUGGACGGUUAUGGACAACCUAUGGCACAGGGUAGCGACUCUCGAUUCGAUGGCGACUUCAUGGCUCAGAAACGGCAAAGCAAUGGCAGUAUUGACGACGACCAAGACUUUUCGCGUCGCAUUCUGCAGGUGACCAACCCCGACCGUCGUUAA
Messenger RNA from Aspergillus homomorphus CBS 101889, 822 nucleotides. Its product is annotated as WSC domain protein. Lineage: Eukaryota; Fungi; Ascomycota; Eurotiomycetes; Eurotiales; Aspergillaceae. The record is from RefSeq and is a predicted model, not a curated record. The coding region runs from base 1 to 822 and encodes 273 amino acids. The transcript has 3 exons.